Plenodomus lingam JN3 is the source of this 558-nucleotide messenger RNA. RefSeq lists its product as uncharacterized. Lineage: Eukaryota; Fungi; Ascomycota; Dothideomycetes; Pleosporales; Leptosphaeriaceae. The record is from RefSeq and is a predicted model, not a curated record.
AUGUCCAAAAGCCCAUACCGCAUCAUCAACCGCUAUAACCCCACAACAUUCAAGAUCAAUUACACGCCCGAAUACAAAACCUUCACCCAGCACCACAUUGCUACCGAUCGCUCACAUCCCUUGUACAUUGCCCAGAAGCGGCGGCAAGCUGAACGCUCCAAGGAGGGGCUGUGGUGGCAUGUGACAACGGGAGUCGAUCUAUCUAAAUCGAGCUGCGUGAGGACGUGGGCGAGGCGACGGCUGCGCAAUGCAGUACGCGAGGAGCUACAACAACGAGGCUACAACCAUGCUGGCACCCUGGUCGACACUGCAGCGUUGAAAGACAGGCCAGAACUAAUCAAUGUGCUGCGGCAGGGAAGGAGCUUGGAUCUCAAAGGCAGUCUGAGACUGCAUGUCCUGGCGCCACUGAUACCUGCAAAGUACACGGUUUUAUGUGCUGAGACGGGCGAGAUGAUUGAAAAGAUGCUGCAAGUGCUCACGGCUGAGUCGUAUCAGCAGCCGUCGUUGAGGAACACAGGUGCUCGUCCGCGAAAACAGCAGUUCCUGAUCAAGUCUUAG